This is a messenger RNA of Drosophila subobscura, 2685 nucleotides long. RefSeq names its product sprouty-related, EVH1 domain-containing protein 2 (gene Spred). The record is from RefSeq and is a predicted model, not a curated record. Gene Ontology annotation, cellular component: membrane. Gene Ontology annotation, biological process: multicellular organism development; negative regulation of MAPK cascade. NCBI's taxonomy places the organism in Eukaryota, Metazoa, Arthropoda, Insecta, Diptera, Drosophilidae. Gene Ontology annotation, molecular function: protein kinase binding. The transcript has 6 exons.
AAAAAAAAAAAGAAAAAAACAAAAAAUUUGUAUUAAUUGUGUUACAACGCCCAUUAUAAAACAAAAUAACUAUUACAAAUACGUCGCGCGAGCUGCAUCAGCAAAUGCCACUGGAAGGGCCGGGCUUUAGGAGUGGCGAGGCAGAACAUGAUUUGAAUAACCCACAACUAAACAGUUCUGACAACAAGUGUGCCAAAAUCAAAACGAAAAUAGUGAACGAAAAAUAGAACAACCGAUUGCAAAAACCCCAAAAGGAGAGGAGUGCUUCCCGUUUUUCCCCAUCCCGUCUGCUGUAGCUGCUGUUGUUUUUGGUUUUAUUUUAUUUUUGGAAGUUUGUGCAGCAGCAGCUCUGAAUGUCUUUAUGCUUUAAUCAUGGUGUAUUUUGCCACCAACAACAACAACACCAACACAAUACGCUGCUAUAUUAAAAUCUUUCUGAUUACGAACCAUGACAGAAGGACAUGAAAGCGAAUUCUUAGUUACAGUACGCGCACAGGUAAUGACCAGAGACGAGAGUACCGAGGGCUGGCUACCGCUGGCCGGGGGUGGUCUGGCCAAUGUUUCCAUACGGAAACGGGCUAGGCUAUCCCCACUGGCAUCGGGUCAUGACUACAUCAUCUAUGGGCAGAGGAUAUCCGAUCAAAGUGUCAUAUUGAGCUGUGUCAUCAAUCGUGAUCUAAAGUAUUACAAAGUAAUGCCAACAUUUCAUCAUUGGCGCGCCGGCAAGCAGCGCAACGGCCUCACAUUUCAAACGGCCGCCGAUGCGCGUGCCUUCGACAAGGGUGUGCUGCGCGCCUAUAAUGAACUAAUUGAUGGACUGGCCAAAUCGAAUCCCACAAUUAUAUGCCCACCAUUGACCAAAUAUGAUUCGGUUGGUGAAGAUGAUGUAUUCAUGACCCUGGACCUACCUGUGGAGAGCGAGAGUUUACAAAAGAUACAUUCAAGCCCCGAGGGCAGCGAGAAAAGUCACAAGAGCAAGGACAGCUACAGUAACAAUUCCGAUUCGGAGAAGCUGCCAGCGGCACCAAUCCACUACAUAUCCACGGACAAGACAUCAACAACAACAACGGCCCAGGAUGGACCACCGUCGUCUACUGCACCGGCACCGGGUGCCGCCCAGAUUGCGGCCAGCGAAAAUUACUCUUAUGUCACGCUGACCGCGGUCCACCACGACUAUAACUAUCCGGUGGUGGACCAGCCAGUGGGGGCACAGGUGCUCAAUGCACGCCGCGAGUCGAUCAGUGCACUGAAGAAGCGCAACGCACUGGAGGCGGCCCAGGCGAUGGCUGCUGCCCAAACGGCGGGCACGGCCGGUAGCGGGAAGGCGCUGCAGAAGCAAAACGUAUCGGACAUACUCAAGAAGGAGACGCGUCUGCGGUGUCGCUACUGUCACGAGCUGUACAGCGAGGAUUUCAACCGGCGAGGGGCCUGCGAAUACGCCCCGGACACCUUCCGCACCGGCUACGAGUGCAUCUCGGGCAUGGGGUGUGCCAGGUGCAUGAUCUACCACUGCAUGAGCGAUGCCGAGGGCGAGACGGCCCAGCAUCCGUGUGACUGUAGCGUGACCGAGGCCGGGUGUACCAAGCGCUGGCUGGGCCUGGCGGUGCUCUCUCUGUUCGUGCCCUGCCUCUGGUGUUAUCCGCCGCUGCGGGCCUGCCACUGGAUGGGCAUCCAGUGCGGCCUCUGUGGCGCCCCGCACAAACCGCAUGUCUGACAUUUGGAGGCCAGAUUGCAGGGACAGUACGAUGACGACCCCAGGCCCAGAAGCGAACUCCACAAGCACAAAAACCAGCAGCCGAACCACCAAAACCAAAGCAAAAACCAGCUAAACCAGCAGCACCACCACCGCUGCCAGACGGACGAGCCGGCCAGAGACACCAAAAGUCAGACGCUGUGGCGCCCCAAGCCUCGCCAGUCCCAGCCCCAGUCGCAGCCUCAAUCGCAGCGGCACUUUUACAACUGGGAACUGUCGCAGAGCCUGGGCGCCCCACAGCAGCAGCAGCAACAGCAGCCCUCGUACCUGAUGCAGCCGCGUACCAGCAAGGCAGCCCAAAACGACUAUGGCCGCCUGCUGUUCUAAGUGAAGAAGUGUGUAUCGCUUUUUGUGCGAUUUUGGGAGUUGCGAAUCUGGCGAAUCCCUGUAAACUGUACACCAUAUGAUUUGCCAUAAUUUAUUGUACAUACAAUAGAAAGCAAGCGAAUUUACGCAUGUAUUUUAUAUAUAAUACGAGUAUACAUACAUACACACACACAUAUACAAUAUAUAUUUUAUAAUUGUAAUUGUAAUUUAUUAUUAGUGCUUAUCUCUCGGUUAAUUAUACUUUUGUAAAAACGGGCUAUUCUUUUAAUUCGUAAUCUUAUCAUUUAUGUAUCGUAUACCGUAUACCUUACUGUAUCGUAUGGUAUCGUAUCGUAUCGUAUUGUUUUUCUACCAUCCCAAUAUAAAUACAUUAAGUUUGUUCAUUUUAGUUUUUAGUUGAUUAGGGAUUACAGGAAACUCACACUUGUGCACGAUUCGAGAACUUGGAGAACAGUAUUAAUGCCGAGGCAGCGGCAAAAACAAGGACUUACAUAUAUAUUUUGAAUGGUGAAUGAGACUUUCACAAUGUCCAUCGCUCAAAUUGCACGAUAAGCAUGAAAAAUUCAACCUGAUGCGUCUUACACGACAUGAUGACACGCAGCACA